GGAUAGAGAGAGUCAGAGCUGUGCAGAUUAGCAGCAAGCAGUCUAGCAAUCCAGUGCUGUGUGAUACAAGCAGGGGAUGAUUGGAUACAAGACGGAGGUGUGACAAAGCAGUGAAUGAAACGCCAAGCCCAGCUUCCAUAGGCUCCCCAGGCAGGCAGGCAGGCUGUGCAAGUCCUGUGCUUGAGAGAGAGAGAGAGGGGGCGAUUUGAGAGCAGUAAGUCGUGUAAAGUGAGGGAAGCUGCCUGGAUCCCGUGGACUGUUCUCCCUCAGAUUAUUGCUUUUGACAGAGCGGUUUAUUUACUCUUCACCACGCUGGCAGGGGAUGCACCACCCCUCCAGGAAAUAAUCUUCACUGCUCACAAAAUAAGAAUAUAAUACAAAACUGUAAGCUUGUCAAGGUAGAGGACGGGAGCCUGGUUCUUCAUGUGAGAUGACAGCAUGUUCAGGCAGUGGCAGAGCCCUCCCCCUGUAUAUGGAUGGUGGCAUUGAGCCGUCUGUAAGCGCGGGUCGAUAGUAAAGUGCUGACGUUCUGGAGAUCCUCAGCAGAGAGGAACGUGCGCCAGUGUGGGAAUACUUAAAAACAUGACGGCUGCUGACGUACCGGAGUUGUACGGUAGUUAAUAAAACUAAACUUUAAAAUUAUAAAAAGUAACCGAAAAACAUUUAGCUUUGAACCUAAAACAAAGCUUUGCGAUGCGGCGCUCCAGCACAGAUGAGUCCACUUACCGGCGCAGCCCGUCACUGGAGAGCAAGGAUUACUCUCUGCCUCAGGCUGCUUUCCGGCGCUACAGCAGCAGCUACGGGAACCACUUUGAGGGCCAGAGCUCCUUCUUUGGGUUCCACACCAACCCCGGCCCCAAGGCUACCAAGACCAAGUACACCUCCCCCAAGGGCAACAAGUAUGUGGUGUUUUACCUGGACCUCUCCUUCAUCUUCCUCCUAGAGCUGAAGCGUUGCAGCAUGGCACGGAACUGCCUUCAGUGCAUCAAGUACCUGAUGUUCGUCUUCAACCUGCUGUUCUGGCUCGGAGGCUGUGGUAUUCUGGGUGUAGGGAUCUGGUUGGCUGUCACUCAGGGGAACUUCGCCACUCUCUCCGCCUCCUUCCCCUCCCUCUCGGCCGCCAACGUGCUGAUCGCCGCGGGGACGGUCGUCAUGGUGAUCGGGUUCCUGGGCUGCAUCGGAGCCAUCAAGGAGAACAAGUGCCUGCUUCUGAGUUUCUUCAUCCUGCUCCUGAUUGUUCUCCUGCUGGAGACCAUAUCGAUGAGUCUCUUCUUCGCCUACAAGGAAGAGAUCGACCGCUAUGCGCAGGCUGACCUGAAGGAGGGGCUGUGGCUGUACGACACCGAGGGGAACAUUGGGCUGACCAACGCCUGGAGCAUCAUCCAGACCGACUUCCGGUGCUGCGGGGUCUCCAACUACACGGACUGGUUUGAGGUGUACAACACCACGCAGGUACCCGACUCCUGCUGCCUGGAGUACAGCCAGAGAUGUGGUCUGCACUCGCCUGGCACCUGGUGGAAAGCUCCCUGCUAUGAGCGAGUGAAGAUCUGGCUCCAGGAGAACCUGCUGGCAGUGUGGAUCUUCGGGCUGUGCAUUGCACUGAUACAGGUGCUGGGUCUGGCCUUUGCCAUGACGAUGUAUUGCCAGGUGCUGAAAACAGACACCUUUUACGCCUAGAGUUCCCGGGACGCAUUGCAUUCUGGGAUACAGACUGUAUUGUUAUUUUUUUUCGGUCUUGUCGUUGCUGUCUUCAUUGUUGUGUUAUUUUUUUAGUAUUAUUAAUUUUAAAUACUACUUUUUGUUUCGUUCACUUUUUCAAUUUCCGACGGACUUUAAUCAUCAUCAUCAUCACCAUCAUCAUCACCACCACCACCCGAGGACCUAUGGAGUCACAUGCUUGAGCUGGCCCUGCCCACACAGGGGGGCGGUCCUAUUGCCAAGGAUUCCAACCGCUUCAAUCGAUUGACAAUUAACCCUUUAAAUAUUUAUUAGGGUGAUCCAGACUUUUUUGUGCACCAUUAAAAUAUUAUAUAAUAUAAUCACUUUUUUGGGCGGGGGGGAGAAUAUUAUAAUUUAGUUUUUUUUAUUUUGUAUUUUUUUAUUAUUUAAAAAAAAUAAGAUAAAACAAAAAAAGAAAUCCUGUUGAUGAUGAUGAUGAGGAGGAGGAGGGAGGGAGGAGUGUUGGGUUGGCAGGGCUCUAAACGGUUCACCGAGUUUCACCUUUACCAGGGGAGACCCUCGGGGACCCUGCGCUCCGAGGGGGUAGUUGUAUAUAUAAAAAAAAGAAGACCUGUUGAUUUAUUAAUAUUACUAUUUAAAAAAAAAAGCCUCUUUUUAAUCUUACUGUCAAAAAAAAAUUAUUGGAAGAUAAAAAAAAAAUACAUAUAUAUACAUGGAAAUAUAUACACACACACACAUAAAUAUUUUUAUAUCUAUCUAUCUAUAUCUAUAUAUACACCCACACACAGAAAUAUAGAAAUAUAUACACAAAUAUAUCUAAAUAUCCAGGACUAAAUCAGAAAGGAGGGGUGAGGAGAGGAUGAGUAGGGUGGGGCAUACAUCCACAAGGACACCCAUUUAACACACAUGUAUUCAACUAAGCAAAAAUGGCCUGCCACUCCUUUACAAUGUAAAACACUUUGCUGCAAAAAAAAAAAAACAACACAUUUCUUUAAAUGAAUGGGAAGGGAAUCAGAACUAGAGUCUCCCAUAACGAUGAAACCCUCAGUAGCACUGGGGUCCCGAGUGGCUCACCCUGUAGAAGCACAGCCACGUGGUGCGCAGGGGAAGUCAUACAGCGCGGGUUCGAGUCCUGGCUGCAUGAUGUAGUCUGGUCUGCGCUGGGGACUCCAAAGGGAGGGUCGCAUUGGCUCUGGCGCUCCCGUGGGGCAGGAGCUGGUUAAUAUUUUGUUUCUUACGUGGCUGACAUCCUAGUACGUGUGUGUUCUGUACAACUGCUGUUUCAGGUCUUAACUAUUAACUACACACACACAUAAAUAUAUCUCAAUGAAAUAAAGAAACAAAGCUGUCAUUUCUACCUGU
This is a messenger RNA of Acipenser ruthenus (sterlet), 3042 nucleotides long. RefSeq names its product tetraspanin 4a (gene tspan4a). The coding region runs from base 694 to 1677 and encodes 327 amino acids. Gene Ontology annotation, cellular component: membrane. The transcript is spliced from 7 exons. NCBI's taxonomy places the organism in Eukaryota, Metazoa, Chordata, Actinopteri, Acipenseriformes, Acipenseridae. The record is from RefSeq and is a predicted model, not a curated record.